Messenger RNA from Cyphellophora europaea CBS 101466, 687 nucleotides. RefSeq lists its product as uncharacterized. Gene Ontology annotation, biological process: glutathione metabolic process. Gene Ontology annotation, cellular component: mitochondrion; peroxisome. Gene Ontology annotation, molecular function: glutathione transferase activity; glutathione peroxidase activity. The transcript is spliced from 3 exons. Lineage: Eukaryota; Fungi; Ascomycota; Eurotiomycetes; Chaetothyriales; Cyphellophoraceae. The record is from RefSeq and is a predicted model, not a curated record. Bases 1 to 687 code for a protein of 228 amino acids.
AUGGGUGGGAAGGUUGAUGGAUAUCUUGACUGCACGUCACCCUAUAGCUACUUUGCCAUCACACACCUACGGAAGGUGCGACCGCUCUUGAAGCAAUAUGGCGUCGAGGUUGAAUUCCACCCGGUGUUCCUCGGCGGCAUAAACGUCGGCUCCGGCAACAAGCCACCGUGGACCCUCCCCGCGAAAGCCAAAUACGGGCCUUACGACCUCAAGCGCGCCAUUGAGCAGUUCCAAACGCCCAAGAUCUCCUCACCGCCGUUCUUCCCCAUCCUGAGCGUCGUCCCCCAGCGCGCCAUGCUCGUCGUCAAGGACCGCCACUCCAACGAAGCGUUCGAGAAAUGCUUCGUCUCCACCUGGGAGUACAGCUUCAUCAAGCACAUCGACAUCUCCAAGCCCGACGCCCUGGCGAAGAUGCUCGGCGAGCAUUUCGACGCAGCGGAAGUCAAGGAGAUCAUGCGUCUGAUGGCUACGCCGCCGUACAAGGAGAAGCUGACGGCCAACACCAAGAAGGCGCUGGACCUUGGCGCGUUUGGAGCGCCGUGGUUCUGGUUACGGAACGAGAAGGGCGAGGAGGAACCGUUGUUCGGAAGUGAUCGGUUUGCCUACAUGUGGCGGUUUUUGGGUGUCGAGUUUGAGGAUGUCAGGAUAGUGGAUAAGGAGAAGCAGGACGGGAAGGCGAAGCUGUAG